Messenger RNA from Poecilia latipinna (sailfin molly), 3801 nucleotides. RefSeq names its product sterol regulatory element binding transcription factor 1 (gene srebf1). Gene Ontology annotation, biological process: regulation of transcription by RNA polymerase II. The record is from RefSeq and is a predicted model, not a curated record. The transcript has 19 exons. Gene Ontology annotation, molecular function: protein dimerization activity; RNA polymerase II cis-regulatory region sequence-specific DNA binding; DNA-binding transcription factor activity, RNA polymerase II-specific. Gene Ontology annotation, cellular component: nucleus. The coding region runs from base 1 to 3546 and encodes 1181 amino acids. NCBI's taxonomy places the organism in Eukaryota, Metazoa, Chordata, Actinopteri, Cyprinodontiformes, Poeciliidae.
AUGAACCGCCUGUCUUUUGACGAUCCUUCGUUGGAUCUGGAUCCAACACUGUCUCUUAACGACCCAAGUGAAAUUGACACGGCCCUCUUAAGCGACAUCGAUGACAUGCUUCAGCUCAUCAACAAUCAGGACAUGGAGUUUGGAGGACUCUUUGACUCCACUCCCUUCGCAGGGAGCCCUUCCACCCAAGAGAUGAAUGCCUUGUCCCAGACCAUCACCUCUGUUUCUCCUCCUGCCACCGCUCCCACACCUUCAUCCACCACCACUUCCUCCAUCCUGAGCAGCAACCCCCACUUAGACGCCCUGUUGGGCCCGCCCAUCAGCCGCAGCUCCUCGGCCCCGGACAAGGCCUUCCAGCCCGCCACCUUCCAGCAGUCUCCCCUGGCUCAGGUAGCCAGCACCGCACAGAGGCAGCAGCAGCAGCAGCCGUCGUCGAGCCAGCAGGCUCAGAGCCUCAGACAGCCCCUCGUGGAGCAGCCCCAGCCGAGCGUCAGCCCGCCUGCCGCCGCGCAGGCAGCAGCGUCGUCCCCUCACGGCUCGCCAGGUCCAAAUCCGGUGUUCAGCUCCCCGACACAGACACUCUUCACAUCCCCUGCGCCUCAGACUGCGCCUCAGCCCCAGGCACAACCGCAGGCCCAGAGCAAGUUUCAGAGCCAAAGUAGCUUUACGGCCGUCAGCCCCAGCAGCGUGAGCCCUCCUGCCACCAGCUUAUCGUCCUCGCCUCCCAGCGUCCAGUCGGUGACCAUUCAGACCCAGCUUCAAGGCCUGACCACUGCCUCCCCGCUCCUGGCCACCUCAGCUAGCCCUCCAGCACAGACCAUCACAACCCAAGUACAACAAGUACCUGUGCUGCUGCAGCCCCAGUUCAUAAAGGCUGAGUCCGUACUGCUCACCACUUUAAAGCCUGACCCGUGUAUGGUCACAACCAUGGCCUCUCCUACGUCCCUAGCGACCACCACCAGCCCGGUUCAGAGCACUGCCCUGCAGGCUUUUAUGGGUGGGGGUACCAUCCUGACCACCGUGCCUGUGAUGGUGGACGCGGAAAAGCUUCCCAUCAACCGCAUCGCCAUCGCCGGCAAGCCGUCAGGCCAGCCGCACAAGGGGGAGAAGCGCACGGCUCACAACGCCAUCGAGAAGCGCUAUCGCUCCUCCAUCAACGAUAAAAUAGUGGAGCUGAAAGACAUUGUCGCUGGCACUGAAGCCAAGCUCAACAAGUCGGCUGUCCUCAGGAAAGCCAUCGACUACAUCCGCUACCUGCAGCAGACGAACCAGAAGCUCAAACAGGAGAACAUGGCUCUGAAAGUAGCAGCUCAGAAGAACAAGUCUCUCAAAGACCUGGUUGCCAUGGAGGUGGACACUCAGGCAGAAGUGAAGAACGAGCUGCCCACUCCGCCAGCCUCCGACGUCGGCUCCCCGACCUCCUUCUCGCACUGCAGCAGCGACUCGGAGCCCGACAGUCCCAUGGGAGAGGACACAAAGUCCCAUUUAGGCUUGCUGGACCAGUCUGCAGCAGGUGGCGUAGUCGGAGGCAUGCUGGACCGCUCCCGCAUGGCGUUGUGCGCUUUUACCUUCUUCUUCCUCUCCCUCAACCCGCUGGCUGCUUUGCUCUGCUCAUCCGGCAGCAGCUCUGCAGGAAACGCUGCCGACAUUACCCCCCAUCACGCAGGGAGAAGCGUCUUGGGUGUAGAUAUUCCAGCUGAGUCUUGGGGCUGGAUGGAUUGGAUGCUCCCCACCAUAUUGGUGUGGCUGCUGAACGGUAUUCUGGUGUCGGGAGUUCUGAUCCGAUUGUUGGUUUACGGCGAGCCCGUGACCCGUCCGCACUCGGGAUCGUCUGUGCUGUUCUGGAGACACCGCAAACAGGCCGACCUGGACCUGGCCAGAGGGGAUUUUGCUCAGGCCAGUCAUAACCUCCGAACCUGUCUGAAGGCACUGGGUCGCCCCCUGCCCACCUCCCAGUUGGACCUGACCUGCGCGGUGCUCUGGUCCCUGCUGAGGUUCUGCCUGCAGCGCCUCUGGGUCGGCCGCUGGCUCGCUGCAAGGGCUGGAGGUCUGCGUAGCGAUCGCCCCCUGCAGGAGGACGCGUGUAAAAGCAGCCGUGAUGCCGCCUUGGUUUAUCACCGCCUGCACCAGCUUCACAUGACAGGGAAGCUGAACGGCAGCCACCUGUCGGCAGUCCACAUGGCUUUAAGUGCGGUGAACCUGGCAGAAUGUGCUGGCUCAUGCCUGCCUGUAGCCAGCCUGGCUGAGGUCUACGUCUCUGCAGCGCUACGAGUCAAAGCCAGCCUGCCAAGGAUCCUCCAUUUUACCUCUCGUGUGUUCCUGAGCAGUGCCCGCCAGGCGUGCCUGUCGUCCAGCGGCUGCGUGCCUCCGGCCAUGCAGUGGCUCUGUCACCCGCUCGGACACCGCUUCUUCGUGGACGGGGACUGGGCCAUUCGCAGCACGCCUAAAGAAAGCAUCUACAGCCAGGCCGGAAACACUGUGGACCCUCUGGCCCAGUUGACUCAGGCUUUCAGAGAGCACCUUCUCGAAAAGGCUCUUUACUGCGUCGCCCAGCCGCACGGAGAGAAGAGUCCCAACCAGGCUGACGGGGAGUACGCCGACGCCUUGGAGUACCUCCAGCUGUUGAUUAGUGCGUCCGACGCCGCCGGUGCAACGUCCCAGUCCUUUGCAAUCGGCUCCAACAUGGCCACUGUGACCGGCUGCGACCCCCACUCUAAAUGGUGGUCCUCGGUUGCCAUAGUGAUCAUCAAUUGGCUUCAAGGAGAUGAUGCUGCAGCAGAGAGGCUCUAUCCGACCGUGGAGCACCUGCCUCGCAGCCUGCAGAACGCAGAGAGUCUUCUGCCCAAAGCGUGCCUCAACACAUUCAGGGCAGUCAGAGCUCUGCUGUCCAAGCCAGAAAACUGCCAGCUGAGUCUGAGCCACACUGACAAGGCCAGCGCCCUGCUCCGAGACAGCCUCAACCUGGGACCGCACUGCCACAGCUCCAGCUUGGACAAGGUCGUCGAGUUAAUGGUGUGCGACCUCCUGCUGGUUUUGAGGACCAACAUCUGGCGCUUGCAGCAGCAGGGGACGAGUCCCACAGGGUCCGGCUUGGCCGGCUCCAGCGGUCCUGCCGGCCUUCAUCAGGCGUCGCCACCAGAACUUCAGGGCUUCCAGCAGGACCUCUGCUCCCUGCGCAAGCUGGCACACAGCUUCAGACCCGCAAUGCGAAGAUUGUUCCUUCACGAAGCUACUGCCAGGCUGAUGGCGGGGGCCAGUCCCACCAGAACCCAUCAGCUGCUGGACCGCUCACUGCGGCGCCGAGCAACACCCGGAGCCAAGACAGAGGAGUGCGAGGCGCGGCCCGGCCAGCGGGAGCAGGCCGAGGCCGUGAUGCUGGCCUGCCGCUACCUUCCUCCCUCGUUCCUGUCGGCGCCGGGCCAGCGGGUGGGCAUGCUGGCCGACGCGGCCCGCACCCUGGAGAAGCUCGGCGACAAGCGGACGCUCCACGACUGCCAGCAGAUGAUCAUAAAGCUGGGCAGCGGCACCACCGUCACCAGCAGCUAGAGCGAGGGAGAGGUUGGGGUGAGGGAGGCUUGCACGGACGCCGUGUGUACCGAAACGCCUCCUGCGUACAAACGCGCGCAGGAACAGGUGGAGGAAAAGACCUGCUGCCGCGGAAACCUUCCAGUGUCCUUUGAAAUUCACUGGUUGCUCCUCCUCUGCCUACCCGGCCUCACAUCUUAAGGCACUUUUAGAGUUCACGCACUCUGUUUCUUUUUAAAUUAUGAAGUAAUGUGAAAAAAAAUAAAAAUAAAACAA